AUGUCUUCAUCAAGCCGCCUCCCCAUCACGAUCGUGACCGGCUUCGCAGGCUCAGGCAAAACUACUCUAAUCCUCAAUCUGCUGCCUCAACUUCGAGCGGAGAAUCCAGGCUACAAACUCGCAUUGAUCAAGAACGAGAUUGGAGAUGUCGCCGUCGAUACUCAACUCGCUGCCUCUGCCGAAAUGGCCGGCGCUCGCGAGCUCCUUGGCGACUGCAUCUGCUGCACUAAUGUCGGCCAAAUAGAGGAUGCAUUGGCCACGCUCGACAAAGAAUGCCAACCUGAUCGAAUCAUCAUCGAAACGUCCGGAUCUGCUGAGCCGCUGAAGGUGGUGCUGGAGGUCAACCGCGUCAGCAAGGCAACUGGGCGAUAUGAACUUGACGGCAUCGUCUCCGUGAUCGAUGCAGAGAAUUGGAGUGGCUACGCCAGUACAUCGUUUACUGCCAAGCUACAGGCCAAGCAGACAGACUGUAUCAUCAUCAACAAGUGGGAAAGUCUUAGCGAGCGGGCUUUCGAUCUGUUUCUUGACAAGCUUGGCGACUUAGAUGUUGACACGCCCCAGAUCAAAAGCCAUAAAGGCUUCGUAAGUAAGGAAUUGCUGUUUGGCUUUGAUCCAGAGAUGGCCAGAUCCUGGAUGGCUGAGCAUGACCACCACCACGAGCACAAACAUGAUCACCAUAUGGGAGAGAUGGAAUGUAUAUCUGUGACGCUCUCUUCUACCAGAGCUGACGCCAGCGUGGACAUUUCGAAGCUGGAGCAGCUACUGAAGACCGCGCCGAAGGAUGAGGUAUACCGAAUCAAGGCUGUGCUGUUUGCUUCCGCAUCGCCGAGGACUUCUGAGGGAACGCAGGUCAAUGGCGAGACUGCAGGCAGAUUUCGCUAUAUCCUCAACUGGUCGUUCGGACGGUGGACUUGGUCGCAUGACGCAGGUAAUGAUAGUAAGGCGCCGACUCUCCGUAUGUCAAUCUUCACGGCGCCGCACGAGAGCAAUAAGUGGCUCAAGCGCAUCGAAAGCGGACAGUACGUUGCGCUGGCCAAUGGUGAGGACGGAAACUUGGAUGUGAAGAGGGUCCAGUGA
This is a messenger RNA of Baudoinia panamericana UAMH 10762, 1077 nucleotides long. RefSeq lists its product as uncharacterized. The transcript has 2 exons. Gene Ontology annotation, cellular component: cytoplasm. Lineage: Eukaryota; Fungi; Ascomycota; Dothideomycetes; Mycosphaerellales; Teratosphaeriaceae. The record is from RefSeq and is a predicted model, not a curated record. Bases 1 to 1077 code for a protein of 358 amino acids.